CUUCUAUGCGAUGGGCACUUUGUUGCCGCACAGAAACAGCAAUCAAACUGAUGCUCGAGAGCUCAUUCUCAAGAUGGAGUUACCUUUCGAGAUCGAAACCACAUCAGUAUAUCUUACCGUUCUCAUUACGCAGUUCGUUCAUCAGGUAAGCGCUGCCAGUAUGUUGGCUGUGCUAAAUUGCUUGCUGCUAACAUUGGUUCUUCAUGCAUGUGGACAGAUUGAUAUAUUGCGGCAGAAACUGAGUGAAAUUACACGGAAGAACACCAAGCAACAUAUGAACGAUAUCGCAAAAAUACUGAUUAUUCGGCAUCAAAAAAUUAUUUCCUUUUCCAAAAAUAUUGAGACUCUCUUCUCAAACAUAGCUCUAAUACAAUUUGUGUCAAUUACUUUAGUCCUCUGUUCCUUAGGAUUUGUCAUCGUGACCUCUAUUGGUGUUCCGGGUGGAUCGCCUAUGCUAGUAAAAUCCGUGUUCUUUUACAUUCUAGUCAAUAUGGAGGCAUUUAUAAUUUGCUUUCUUGGAGAAUAUCUCAGUACUAAAAGCAAAAUGAUUGGCGACGCAGCAUAUGAAGCGCUUUGGUACGAAUUGAAUCCAAUUCAGAAUCGAGAUAUUCUUUUUAUAAUUGUAAGGUCACAGAAGUUUUUGACGCUAACUAUCGGAAAGGUCGCUGAACUUUCGCUAAAACAAUUUGCUAAUAUCAUGAAAGCCUCGGCGUCAUAUAUGUCGGUGUUACACGCGAUAUAUUGAAGCCUAAACAUACUUUACUGCUCCGCUUAUAUCUUCGCGUGCAGAAGGAUAUAGUACUUUUACUACCGCCAACUGGUUAUAAUAUGUGAUUAGCAAUUUUUCAGAAACUUGAUGGGGUUUCACAUCAGAUGUAUAUAAAAGUAGACGAGUAGACGAGUAUUGGUUUGCAUAUUAAAGUAUUGUAUUUUGUGAUGAGCAAUAUGAAGUUGAUCUUAG
Molecule: messenger RNA, 961 nt
Organism: Acromyrmex echinatior (Panamanian leafcutter ant)
Lineage: Eukaryota; Metazoa; Arthropoda; Insecta; Hymenoptera; Formicidae
Product: odorant receptor Or2-like
Biological process (GO): detection of chemical stimulus involved in sensory perception of smell; sensory perception of smell
Cellular component (GO): plasma membrane
Molecular function (GO): odorant binding; olfactory receptor activity
Source: RefSeq, a predicted model, not a curated record